AUGGUUCGUCCCAUCGCCAUUCUCGCAGCCGUGCUGCCCGCUGUUCUCGCUGCCCCCUUCGGCCUGAAUGAGAACAAGGCUGCCAACAAUACCGAUACCUUCAUGGGCGUCCCCAUCUCCAACCUGAACGCCCUUGACCUCAUCCCCAACAAGUACAUCGUCGUCUACAACAACUCAUUUGACGACGAUGCCAUCACUUCCAAGAUGUCCUCUUUCGCCGCCGCCAUCAAGAAGCGUAACAUUGGCAAGCGUUCCCUCGACGGCCGCUCUCUGAGCACCUCGACCCGCAACUUCAAGAUGAACAACUGGCGCGCCACCGUCAUGGAGGCCGACGACAACAUGAUCAUGAACGUCAUGAGCGCCGAGGAGGUCGCCUACGUCGAGCAGGACGCCAAGGUCAAGAUCUCCGCCACCGUCUCCCAGACCAAUGCACCCCCGGGUCUCGUCCGCCUGUCUCACGCCGCUGCUGGCGAGACCGGCUACGUCUUUGACCAGGUUAGCGGCGACGGCAUCACUGCCUACGUCGUCGACACUGGUAUCCUCACCACCCACUCCGAGUUCCAGGGCCGUGCCACCUUCGGUGCCAACUUCAUCAACAACGUGGACACUGACGAGAACGGCCACGGCUCUCACGUCGCCGGCACUAUCGGUGGUCAGACUUUCGGUGUCGCCAAGAACGUCAAGCUCGUUGCUGUCAAGGUCCUCGAUGGCGACGGUGCCGGUUCCAACUCUGGUGUUCUCGAUGGCAUGCAGUUCGUCAUCGACGAUGUUAAGGCCAAGAACAUCACUGGAAAGGCAGUUAUGAACAUGUCGCUUGGUGGCUCGGCCUCGGCCGCUGUCAACCGCGCCAUCGAGGCUCUGAACACCGCCGGUAUUGUUCCCGUCGUCGCCGCCGGCAACGAGAACCAGGACGCUGCCAACACUUCGCCCGCCUCUGCCCCCAACGCCAUCACCGUCGGUGCCAUCGACGCCCGCAACGACCGCAAGGCCUCUUUCUCCAACUUUGGCAAGGUCGUCGAUAUCUUCGCCCCCGGUGUCAACAUUCUGUCCGUCGGCAUCGCAUCCAACACCGCCACUAACACCCUCUCCGGCACCUCCAUGGCCUCUCCUCACGUCGCCGGUCUUGCCGCCUACCUGAUGGGUCUGGAGGGCCUCAACACUGUCAAGUCCCUGACCGACCGUAUGCUUCAACUCGCUACGGCCUCAGGCGCGUCGGUGCAGCGCAACACGGCCGGCACGACCAACCUGAUCGCCAACAACGGCCAGCUCUAA
This is a messenger RNA of Colletotrichum graminicola M1.001, 1272 nucleotides long. RefSeq names its product subtilase. Lineage: Eukaryota; Fungi; Ascomycota; Sordariomycetes; Glomerellales; Glomerellaceae. The record is from RefSeq and is a predicted model, not a curated record. The transcript is spliced from 3 exons. Gene Ontology annotation, molecular function: serine-type endopeptidase activity. Gene Ontology annotation, biological process: proteolysis. The coding region runs from base 1 to 1272 and encodes 423 amino acids.